This is a messenger RNA of Papilio machaon (common yellow swallowtail), 1078 nucleotides long. RefSeq lists its product as uncharacterized. The transcript has 5 exons. Bases 65 to 1078 code for a protein of 337 amino acids. Lineage: Eukaryota; Metazoa; Arthropoda; Insecta; Lepidoptera; Papilionidae. The record is from RefSeq and is a predicted model, not a curated record.
GGAAUUUGAAACUACUGAGGCGAUUGAUAAACAAAAGUUACAAAAAGAAUUGAGAAUAUUUACAAUGGAUAUUAUUGUAACCACUUUUACAAAUCCUUUUAAAUUUUUUUGUUAUGUUAAAGGUGCAAUUAGUGAAAAUGUUUAUCUCGAUGAUUUCACGAUGCUCGACAAACUUUCUUACGAUGUUUCCAAAGUAGAUCACGGACAGUAUGUAGCAGUAAUGUGGAAAAAUAAAUGGACUCGAGGGAUAAUUUCGAUGGAAAAUCAGUUUUUGAUUUGGUUAAUCGAUCAUGGUAUAUUUUUGCGACCUGAUAAGGAUACGAUUUACGUAGACUUACCUCAGCGUUACAAGACGUACCCAAGUAAAGUUUUUGAAGCUAGUAUUCAUGGUGUUAUUCCAGUAGAUAAGGUUAUCAGUCAAGAGUGUCAGAUAACAAAUGGUGUUACCACUGAAUGGAACAAGGGAGCCAUUGAAAAAGCUCAAGAAUUGAUAAAAAAUGCUAGGAACACUUAUUUUGUACCUCUUGCAUUGAUGAAAACAAAAUACAAUGAUGUGAUACUUGGAGACUUAUAUCUAGAAAAGCCUGGCAAUCGCCUGAUGAAUUUUAUUCAGGAAUUAGAAUUAUGGCCUGUAUUUUUAGAAUGUAAUAAAAAAGCAUACAUAAAUAAUCUACAAAAUUUUUAUACAAGUCGACGUAAACAUCGUGCUUGUUUCGUGAAACCAAACGUUAUAGAUUCAAAUAUGCCCGUUAUGACUUUAGAAACAAACUUAGUUGAGUACAACGCCAUCUGUGUUAAGCAACCGGAAUUUUCAUUAAUUCAAAAUUCCGAAGGGAGCUCAAUAGAUGGCAGCACUGUACUUGAUAUUGAUCAAAAAGGGGAGAAAACUGUUUACAAAUUAACGCAUGAUGAAAUUGAAAAAUAUGCCGAUAUGAAUAUAACUCUACACGGUCGAGAAUAUAAUGCUUUGAAAAUAUUAGUAAACAAAAUUCGAGAUCUAAAUAUUUGCGAACGUUACAAAGACCACGAUUUAAAAACGAUUGGAUGUGGUAUAACUACACGAAGAUGUUUGCAUUAG